CCUCGGGACAGUCAGAUACACACACAGAUCUCUGAUAUUUGACCGUGACGCAGGUUAGACAUUUGGUCAGAGAUAAUGCCGCUCCGCUACAACAACAAAGUGGCAGUUGUCACGGGAGGAUCUAGAGGAAUCGGCAGAGGCAUCGUCAGAGUGUUUGUGGAGAAUGGUGCCAAAGUGGUGUUUUGUGCUUUAGAACGUGAGGAGGGCGAGACCCUGGAGGCGGAGCUAAACAAAGCAGGGCCCGGUUCCUGCGUGUUUGUACCAUGCGAUGUCUCCAAAGAGGACAACAUCAAGAGACUGAUUGAGUCCACAGUGGAGCAUUAUGGGCAAAUCGACUGCCUCGUCAACAAUGCUGGAUGGCACCCGCCUCAUAAAACCACUGACGACACCACAGCAGAGGAGUUCCGAGACUUGCUGAAUCUAAACCUCAUCGGCUACUUUUUGGCGUCUAAGUAUGCAUUGCCAUACCUGCGGAAGUGUCAGGGCAACAUCAUCAAUGUUGCCAGUCUGGUGGCAACCAUCGGGCAGAUUGAUGCUGUGCCGUACGUCGCCACCAAGGGGGCGAUAAUCUCCAUGACAAAGGCGAUGGCCGUGGAUGAGAGUCGCCACAAUGUGAGAGUAAACUGCAUCUCUCCAGGUAACGUGCUGACACCUCUGUGGGAGGAGUUAGCAGGAAAGACUCCAGACGCUGCAGCCACCAUUAAAGCAGGAGAGAACUCUCAGCUGAUGGGUCGUAUGGGAACUGAGGUCGAACUUGGACUGACGGCCUUGUAUCUCGCUGCUGAUGCUACGUUUUGUACUGGGAUAGAGAUGCUGGUCAGCGGAGGAGCUGAACUCAACUAUGGCUGCAAGAGUCAGAUCCCAAACUGACUCUGGUCCUCCUGGUGGCUUCGGCCUCCUUACGCUUCCGGGGGAGCUACAUUUUCUACAGAUUAAUUUUGUUUAAUGCACAUUUACCCAUGAAGGUUGUUUCUUCUAUUUCUGAGAGAUAUAUUGAAGAUGAAGUGUAUGUGAAUAAAAGUAAAUAAACUGCCUGGGUUGGGAUCAGUUUGGCAUCCUGACCUAUCAUCCACUCCCACUAGUGCUUAAAACGA
Molecule: messenger RNA, 1094 nt
Organism: Platichthys flesus (European flounder)
Lineage: Eukaryota; Metazoa; Chordata; Actinopteri; Pleuronectiformes; Pleuronectidae
Gene: hsd17b14
Product: hydroxysteroid (17-beta) dehydrogenase 14
Exons: 9
Coding region: 76-870 (264 amino acids)
Biological process (GO): steroid catabolic process
Cellular component (GO): cytosol
Molecular function (GO): estradiol 17-beta-dehydrogenase [NAD(P)+] activity
Source: RefSeq, a predicted model, not a curated record